Molecule: messenger RNA, 2082 nt
Organism: Cuscuta epithymum
Lineage: Eukaryota; Viridiplantae; Streptophyta; Magnoliopsida; Solanales; Convolvulaceae
Source: the annotation of a GenBank genome assembly
ACUUCAAUCAUUUUUCGUCCUUGAUCUUUCAACAAAACACAAGUUCAGACAAAAACCAUACCUAAAACAGCCGGCACAUAGCACGUUUCCGAGCUAGCUCAGCUCCCACAAGAUGAUACUCAUCCGACAGAUUCUUAAACUUCUCCAUUAAUGGCAAAAUCUUAUAAGCUCGCCCCGCUCUUCCUCCUCUCCGUCGCCCUCACUUCCCUCGCAUCCUCUUCCGCAUCAAGUUUCCACCGCCGGCUUCCAGAACUGAAGGCUCAGGUUGAAGUCCAAGAAGAACUGCAGCAGCCGUUUGUGGGAGUAAAUAUAGGCACAGAUGUUUCGAAUUUCAUGUCUCCGCCGGAUUUGGUGGCAUUUCUGCACUUGCAGAAGAUAACCCACGUCCGUUUAUACGAUGCUAACCCUGACAUUCUCAAGGCACUUUCCAAGACCAAGAUUAGGGUUAUUGUAAGUGUCCCCAACAAUCAGCUUCUCGCCAUAGGUUCCUCCAAUUCCACAGCUUCUGCUUGGAUUGCUCGCAAUGUGGCCGCUUAUUACCCACAAACCCUAAUCACAGCCAUUGCAGUUGGAGAUGAAGUGUUCACCACUGUCCCCAGCUCAUCUCCCAUGCUCAUGCCUGCAAUCGAGUCGCUCUAUGCCGCGUUGGUGGCUUCCGGUUUGGAUAAACAGAUCAAGAUUUCGACCCCGAGUUCGGCUUCCAUUGUCUUAGACCCGUUUCCUCCUUCCCAGGCCUUUUUCAAUCAAACCCUAACCUCAGUUAUCUCUCCAUUGCUGCAGUUUCUGUCUAGGACCCAGUCUCCUUUGAUGAUGAAUUUGUACCCUUACUAUGUGUUUAUGCAGAACAAUGGGGUUGUCCUUCUGGAGGAUUCACUCUUCAAGCCGUUAAGCCCCUCCAAGGAAAUGGUGGACCCCAACACUUUGCUUCACUACACGAAUGUGUUUGAUGCAAUGAUAGAUUCUGUGUAUUACUCUAUGAGGAAUCUGAAUGUUACAGAUGUGGUGGUUCUUGUCACUGAGACCGGGUGGCCUUCAAAGGGGGAUUCUAAAGAGCCAUAUGCCACAAUCAACAAUGCUGACACUUAUAAUUCAAAUUUGAUCAAGCACGUUUUUGAUCGUACAGGGACACCUCUCCAUCCAGAAGUUACUUCUGAUGUGUAUAUAUAUGAGCUGUUUAAUGAGGAUUUGAGAUCUCCUCCAGUUUCUGAGGCUAACUGGGGUUUGUUUCAUGGGAAUUCGUCGCCUGCUUACUUGCUUCAUAUGUCUGGAAGUGGUUCAUUCUUGGCUAGUGACACGACAAAUAAAACGUAUUGUGUGGCCAUGGAUGGGAUUGAUAAGUGGACUUUGCAGGCUGCAUUAGAUUGGGCUUGUGGACCUGGGAAGGCUAAUUGUUCAGAAAUCCAGCCCGGGGAGAGCUGUUAUCGGCCCAAUGGAGUUAAGAACCAUGCGUCUUAUGCGUUUGAUAGCUAUUACCAGAGACAAGGGAAAGAUGCUGGUUCUUGUGACUUCAAAGGUGCAGCAACUGUUACCACCACUGAUCCAAGUCAUGGGAGUUGUGUGUUUCCUGGAAGUAAGAAUGAAAGCAAAAAUGGAACACAUAUGAUAGUGAACGCAACAGAAACAAGUGGUGCAUGCACAAUGAGGUUCACCCAAACAAAUUCAUACACCUUGCUCAUUCUCUGGAGUGCUGUCUUCUGUUCUAUGUCUUUUUCAUUUCGCCUGUGACCAAAAUUUUUCAGUUUGCAGAUAGAUGCUUUUGUUUACUUAGAUGAGGCCAUUCGUAAAAAUCUUGUAUUUAUUGAAAUUCUUGGAAAAGUCGAAGACAGCAAGAAGCAGAAGAAAGUUGGAAGGUGAGACUCAAGAGAUCAGACAUGAACGCAGUUGGUUUCAAUUCUUACCCUUCUGAUUUUUAUGCUUUCUUCCAUUCACAUGUUAUUCAGGGGGAAGUUGAUAUGAAUAAACUACCACCAUUUUGGCAAUGAGGCUGAUACUUUGUUGUAUAUCAGUUGUAAAAAUCACAAUUACUAAUUUAUGAUAAUUUUGUGUUUGUGUUGCUCCUUUAUAACAAUAUUUAUAUUAGUU